GGGAAUUCUCUCUCCAUGGCACUGCCCCCGCUAUUUCCGCUGGGGAAACGGAAGUCCCUCCCCAAUGCCGGAAGUGCAGCGGCCUCACUUCCUCAGAGUCUCUCCAGACGCGGAGUAGAUUGGUUUCCGGCCCCGGGUGGGCGCGGACUUGGUUCGGUGCGCGCUCCGGAGCUGUGUCCCGGGAGCGCAGUCCGGCGGGCAGCUUGCGCGGGGAUCCGGGACUGCGGCCGCGCGAGGAGAGCGCCGAUCCGGGUGCCAGGCAAGUGCAAAGCCAUGAACGGCACGGCGAACCCGCUGCUGGACCGUGAGGAGCACUGCCUGCGGCUCGGGGAGAGCUUCGAGAAACGGCCGCGGGCCUCCUUCCACACCAUUCGCUACGACUUUAAGCCGGCAUCGAUAGACACAUCCUGCGAAGGAGAACUGCAGGUUGGCAAAGGAGAUGAAGUCACCAUCACGCUGCCGCACAUCCCUGGGUCCACCCCGCCAAUGACGGUGUUCAAAGGGAACAAGCGGCCGUAUCAGAAAGACUGUGUGCUCAUUAUCAACCAUGACACUGGGGAGUACGUGCUGGAGAAGCUCAGCAGCAGCAUUCAGGUCAAGAAGACAAGAGCUGAGGGAAGCAGUAAAAUCCAAGCUCGGAUGGAGCAGCAGCCUGCCCGUCCCCCACAGCCUUCACAGUCGUCACAACCGCCCCCUCCACCUCCGCCCAUGCCGUUCCGAGCCCCGAUGAAGCCUCCAACUGGACCCAAGACUUCUCCGGUGAAGGAUAACCCCUCACCUGAGCCCCAGCUGGAUGACAUCAAAAGAGAGCUGAGGGCCGAGGUCGACAUUAUUGAGCAGAUGAGCAGCAGCAGUGGGAGCAGUUCCUCUGACUCAGAGAGCUCCUCCGGAAGUGACGACGACAGCUCCAGCAGCGCAGGCGAGGACAAUGGCCCACCCUCUCCUCCUCAGUCCUCACACCAGCAGCCCUACAACAGCAGGCCUGCAGUGGCCAACGGAACCAGCCGGCCCCAAGGAAGCUCUCAGCUCAUGAACACGCUCAGAAAUGACCUGCAGCUAAGUGAGUCUGGCAGUGACAGUGAUGACUAGCACCAGGCUUUUGAAAUCUGCUUUCUGGUACGCGAACAUGGUGCAAGACUCAGCUACGUCUGCCGGGACCACGAGCCACAGGAGGAUGUUGCGGAUCAGAGCCAAUAGGAGUUAAGGCCUGGAAACACUCAGAUACUCAGUCUUUAACGUGGUGGUGGUGGGUGAUUUUCUCAUGUAAUUUUUGAACAAUCUCUUGAUUCAGAGUUUAAGUAUAUCUAUAGGAGAACUAACAGAAUUCUGUUUUAUUUGGGUAACAUUGUUAAGGAAAAACAGGCCAGUGUACCCUGGUCUAGGACACUCAAAGUCUAUCUCCCUAGGCCAGUAAUUCAGCAGCCCUCAGUUUGGCUGGGUGAUCUCUAUCACUCAAAUACAAGUCUUUUAAGGGUAUGGAAAGAAAAGAGAUCCUCAAAUUGUGUCAUAGAAAUACAUUAAGACCACUUUACAGUGUUGAUACAAAGUGGUAAGAAGUUUUUUGACCUAGUUUGACAAGACCAUAUAAGUUGGCCUUGGGAAGAGUCUUUAGGUCAUUUGGGGGCGGGUGGUGUGUGUGUGUGUGUGUGUGUGUGUGUGUGUGUGUGUGCGUGUGCGUGUGCGCGUGCGCGUGCGCGUGCGUGUGCGUGUGUGUGUGUGUGUGUGUGUGUGUGUGCAUGCGUGCGCUGGAGAUCCAACUGCUUAGUUCAGCACAGCUGGAAAGGUGCAGCACACAACAGGAAGCGGCCAGUCACCUGUCCCUGGGCAAGCUUGCUCACUACUUCCUCGUUGGAACCAUACUCACUGGCUUCAGAUUCUUCUGCAUGGAACUUUCUAUCAGAUUCCAAAAGACAAAAGCAUUGCUGGCAUUCAGCUUGGAUUCAGACCCAGGCAGUUCCAGCACAUUCGAGGCAGAGUGAGCAGAUCCAGCAGCCACCACCCGCCAUGCUGACAUCCACAGCUCAUCUGAGGCCUUUGCCUUCAUGCGUAUCCAUCCCUAGGUUCCAUCCCUAGGUUGUUCUUCAUCCCCAGGAUGGUAGCCGAGGGUAGGAGUCAAAGAGGACUGUGGUGAAGAGCCUCUGAGCACGUUAACAGCAGCAGGCCUCCACAGAUGAGAAUCCAGACAGGGUUGGGCAGGAUGGCGCAGUCUUUGGGAGCUGUUUGCUUUUGGGCCACUGUUUGUACCUGGCUCCCAGUCUGGUGCGGUGUUUUCAUAGAAAGAGAAUCACAAGAUUGCCUUUUACUGUGUGCCAUUUCCAAAUGAAUGUUCUUGCUGGAACCUGGUCACUAGUAGGUUCCACACUGAGGAAGUAUGUGGUGACUUGUGUGUCGCUGCCCCUCUCUGUAGUCUGAAUGAAUAUAUCUUAGGAGUCCCUAUCUUCGCUCUAAGACAUUGAUAAUGCUGUUCUUUCCUCGGGUUUCUCCACUCGCCCCUUUCUAGUGGAGGAAGGUGGUCUGGACCUAAAAAGGAAGUGAGUGGUCCACAGUGGGGCCUUAGGUCAUAUAGGUCAGCUGUGUGGUCACGCACCAUAUAGAUCAACUGAUCCACACAGAGAUUGAAGUGAGCUGAGGGGGGCAGGGGCCCCCAGCACAUCUACACCUCUCUGCACAAGUUGAGAUGCAGAGUGUGCACUAGUGCCUGUGCUGUCUCGGCCCACUGGGAGGUGCUCAGUACAUCCACUGGCAGGUGGGAGCCUAUUUAUAGCAAACUGAUAAUUGCUUUAUAAUCUUUGGUAAUGAUAGCUCAGGGAAGGUGAAGGUUAUGAGUGGGUGACUUGAAUUGUCACUAGAUGUGGGAAUUGAAUUGUUUUACUGCUCUUAACCUGUUCAAACUGUGGCAGGUUCCAGGAACUUGAACUGAAAAUGCCUAUUUAAGACUCCCCUUGCCCCGCUUUUUUUCAAGAGCGUUGGUUUGAGGAGACAGAACUGGUGUCUUGGCAUGCUAGUCUGUGACUGUGGCCAUAGGAAGUACUUACAAGUGGCACUGGGCUUGGUAAGUGGAGCUUUCUGUGCCUCUGACUACCCAGUCGCCUGGCCUGCCCAGCACCACGUCAUUCUGUCGAUGGUUCCGCUCCAGCUUUUGCUCUUGGCACAAAUCCUUCGGAGGUUCUUUCCGCUUCCCCCACCAGAGUAAGAAAGCCAUUUUUGGAAAUCCAGAAUGUAGCCUCCCAGAUGGCUUCUCAGGGGUAUCCUUGUGCCAACCAAAGGACUCCCUUUCUGUCGCUGUGCCUUUGCUGUCCCCUCCUCUUCGCCCACUCUAAACCUCUCUCCAGAGCUCCUCAGGCACUAUUUCACAAACUUCAUUUCUUUGAGCCUAUGGUGUACAUGCGAACUACUGUUCCACCUUGUCUCGGUUGGUAUUAGCGCCUCAAAAGUAGGGGCUGUCGUCUUGGAACUAGACGUGCAGGUGCUACUCUGGUUGGGGAAGAUACGGAGACAACUCCCCAUGAUGGAGGGUAAACGGGGAAACAUUCCAGACACUGAGACAAAGCUGGAUUCUGUACACAAUACCCAUGCAAGUCUCUACUGAAUCUGUAAGUUACCUUCUAUUUGCUCUAUGCAAUGUUCACUUGGGUGAGGUGGACUCACUCUACAGAGAUGCCAUGGCAAUCCUUUGAAAAACAUUGGGAAAAUGCAAUACAGAGAAACUAGAGAUUUGUAAUAAUGCCACUUGUUUAUUUCUGUAGCAGAAUAGUUUUCUCUGUGGGUGAUGUGCUGUAGUAAUAGGGAAACUUGAAAAUUCCAAAGUCCUUCCCUUUUUUGAGAGACUGAUUUUGUUUGUGUGUGUGUGUGUGUGUGUGUGUGUGUGUGUGUGUGUGUGUGCAAUAUUUAUUAAUUAUUUUAAAAGAGAAUUGUUUUGUAGAUAAGUAUUAAGAACAGCCAAACUGGAUCUUUCCAUUUGGCAAGGAACAUAAACUUUUUGAAACUCAGGCCUUAACCAGUAGCUUGGAAGAGAAGACCAACUCAAGUGUUAGGUACUGUGUGUUUUUGUUUCCUGUUAUUUCUGUCUUAGAUUCCUUGUGUCCUUUAAUGAUAUUUAAAAUCUUGUGCCUAAAAAUUUAUUUUGCUUAAUUCUGAUGUAGACAUGCAUGUUUACAUUUAUAUAUAAUAUUUUCUGUGUAGUUUCCUCUCUUUCAAGAUGAAUAUAUUUAAAUAAAAAUGAAGGUCAGCAAUA
This is a messenger RNA of Apodemus sylvaticus (European woodmouse), 4234 nucleotides long. It is a transcript of the gene Eaf1, whose product is annotated as ELL associated factor 1. Gene Ontology annotation, biological process: positive regulation of DNA-templated transcription; regulation of transcription elongation by RNA polymerase II. The record is from RefSeq and is a predicted model, not a curated record. The transcript has 6 exons. NCBI's taxonomy places the organism in Eukaryota, Metazoa, Chordata, Mammalia, Rodentia, Muridae. The coding region runs from base 16 to 1089 and encodes 357 amino acids. Gene Ontology annotation, molecular function: transcription elongation factor activity. Gene Ontology annotation, cellular component: super elongation complex.